CCUACAUAUGUAAGUACCGUUAUACAAGGUAGUACACAGAUCAGCUUGAAUAGCUCGGCUCCCCCACAGGAUUCUAUGCCGAAAAUUCUCCAAAUUUCUGCAUCCCUCAAUAUGCCGUGCAUGGAGGUCCCGCUCACUGCGCCGGCGGGCGGUCAGAUCACCAGUCGAAUUCUUCGUUAUCGGGUCACGCGGUAUUAUGUUUGCGCCGUGUUGUCUACCAGGGAAGAUAGAGGAGAGAGAGCCUAGCCAACGCAUUGGAGUGUCAGCUUGCAGGGUCGUAGGGUCACAUUGCUUCACUACAGGGAGCUAAAACGUCCUCAGACCUGGGCUGGUAGGGGUGGUAGAGAAGUGGAAUCUCAAUAGAUGAUGUCGUGGAAUGCUAGGAUUCUAGCCUGCUUCUCCCACCCUAGUCAACAUCACGAGAGACAUAUAUGAAGCUCAUCGUGCCCAUUACGCCCGGGUCCAAAAAUGGCGUCCCCAUACACAUCCCCCCAAACCAAAAUAUCUCCCUUCGGGUCCCUGCUCGGAUCAUCCCGAGACUCUCGGCGCUCCAAUGGCUACGAUAAAGGCUGCUGUCCUUCUCGUGCUAUGUCAGCUCUACUGUCUCGUAGUCGCCGUUGACUCUACUGUCGAAUUAUCUUGCAACAGAUAUUCUGGCUACAGUACACCUAACGGCGUCUCCCAAUGGCUUGGUAUCCGGUAUGCCGCGCCGCCAGUCGGUGACCUAAGGUUCGAGCCUCCGCAGGAUCCACCAUGCAGCAAAGCAACACAAGAUGCGACUCAGCACGGCAAAGUCUGUCUGUCCACUGACGACUCUCCGCCAAGCGAUACUACAGCGGAGGAUUGCCUGUUUCUUGACGUGUACGCGCCGACGAAAGCGACGCCGAAAUCCAAGUUGCCAGUCUACUUUUUUAUUCAUGGCGGGGGUUUUAACACGGAUAGUAACCCCAACAUGAAUGGGUCAGGCCUGAUUAAAGCGAGUGACUACAAUAUUGUCGUCGUCACCAUCAACUACCGCGUGGGUCCAUAUGGAUUUAUCACUGAUGGCGAUAAGAUCAAGCCCAAUAAUGGACUGCGCGACCAGAGAAAGGCGCUUCAAUGGGUGAACCAAAACAUUAAGCAAUUUGGUGGCGACCCUGGCCACGUGGUAAUAGGCGGCGAUUCAGCUGGUGCUGCAAGUGUCAGUCUUCAAAUGAUCGCCUAUGGAGGCAAGGACAGCGGUCUGUUCCAUGGAGCCGCGGCCGAAUCCGUUUCUUUCGCGCCAGUACUUACGGUAAACGAAAGCCAGUAUCAAUACGAUAAUUUUACGGCUACUGCUGGAUGUUCUGGACCCAAUUCACUCGCCUGCAUGCGGAAUAAGACGGUCUACGAGCUUCAGGCCGCCAAUCACGGCGUACCUUAUCCCGGUCAGAAAAAGGCGCCGCUAUACAUGUGGAAUCCAGUUCUCGAUUACGAUAUAAUACGGGAUCACACAUACGACGAAUUCACCAACGGGAAUUUCGUAAAGAUCCCCUCAAUCUUCGGCGACGAUACCAACGGCGGAACCGUUUUCACGCCACAGAACACGUCGACAAUCGAGGAGAGCCAUGAAUUCAUGCUCGACCAAUUCCCAUACUUAACUCCGGAGCAGCUGUUGAAGCUCGACCUCAUGUACCCGAAUCCCAACACCACGUGCCCGAACACCGGCUGCUAUUGGCGACAAGUAUCCAAUGUCUACGGAGACAUGCGGUAUGCUUGUCCUACACUGUAUAUCAACGGCGCUCUGAUGCAACACGGUGUUUCUGGGUCGUAUAGCUAUCGAUACAAUGUCGAAGAUCCGGAUCAAGUGGCCCAAGGCUACGGCGUACCUCAUACCGCAGAGUUAGUCGCGGUCUGGGGACCUCAAAACACGGACGGCGACCCGCCAAAGAGCUACCUGAGCAACGGUACGAAUGUUGACGUGAUCCCGGUUAUCCAAGCCUACUGGACCAGUUUUAUCCGAACAUUCGACCCCAAUACAUUCCGACACCCUGGUUCGGCGACAUGGGAAAAAUUCAACCAGGCAAAACAAAACCGGUUACUGUUCGAGAAUGGUGGGAAGACGACUAUGGAGACAGUGGGUCUUGACAUGCAGGCUCACUGCAAGUAUUUUGCCAGCAUCGGCGUUGACAAUCACCAAUAAGGGGCAUUCCAAUUACGGAGUAUUUUGGUUCGGGGAUUACUCUCGUUCGGUGUGACAUUCAUUGGGGAUUGGAAAACCAUGGUAAACAAGCUACCACAAUAUCUUGCGGAUUCAGAUUUUAUUUCUAGAUGUAUUUACUUCACGAUACCCAUAUCUUUGUGAGUAGAGGGCGUUACGGAACGGCAAAUAUAAACCGCAAUACAGUUAUACACUUGCUAUAACCUGUCUACCAAUGUGUCUAGUAUUAGUAUCAUACAUCCAUGCUGAGAAUAGCUUAAUCGCUGCAGUAUCCCUCAGUGUUCACCAACUGCUCUA
This is a messenger RNA of Hypoxylon trugodes, 2476 nucleotides long. RefSeq names its product alpha/beta-hydrolase. Lineage: Eukaryota; Fungi; Ascomycota; Sordariomycetes; Xylariales; Hypoxylaceae. The record is from RefSeq and is a predicted model, not a curated record. Bases 554 to 2161 code for a protein of 535 amino acids. The transcript has 2 exons.